GGAACACAUCAUUGUAUUGCACACCUCUAAAAAAACAGUGCUCUGAUUCAUAAAUAUAAAAAGAUCCUCUGAGGAGGGCAGUGUUUUGUGUGAUGGCAACUUCACUUCUAGGGGAGGAGCCGAGGUUAGGAUCGACUCCUUUAGCCAUGUUAGCUGCAACAUGCAACAAAAUAGGGAGUCCGAGCCCUUCACCGUCGGCAAUAUCGGAUAAUUCCUCGUCAUUUGGAAAAGGCUUCCACCCGUGGAAAAGAGCCGCUGCCAGCAGCUGCAGCCUCGGAUCCGGCCUGUCCGGCUUCGGUGUGUCCCGGAAUGGAGCCGGCAUCUCGGACUCUUUCGGCACCAACAGCUCCCCUGGAUCCAGUGCUUUUUCCCUCACGUCUGGUACCUCAUCUAGUUCACACUUUGGAAACGAUUAUUCUGUUUUCCAAGCCUCGGUUUCGAACAACUCUCAAGAAUCCAGCCACCAGCCGGUUUUCAUCUCGAAGGUGCACACCUCAGUGGACAGUUUGCAGGGCAUCUAUCCGAGGAUGAGCGUUGCGCAUCCCUACGAGUCCUGGUUCAAAUCGUCUCAUCCCGGUAUCCCCACAGGGGAGGUUGGAACCACCGGAGCCUCUGCGUGGUGGGAUGUGGGAGCUGGAUGGAUUGAUGUUCAAAACCCUAAUGGAGCAGCACUACAAACGUCCUUACAUUCCGGUGGACUCCAGACCUCCUUGCACUCUCCUCUGGGCGGAUAUAAUUCUGAUUACUCGAGUUUAAGUCACUCUGCUUUCAGUACAAGUCCCUCUCCACACCUGUUGACAACCGGCCAGCACCUGAUGGACGGUUUCAAGCCGGUGUUAUCCUCUUAUCCGGACACAACCCCCUCUCCCUUAGCCGGGGCAGGGGGUACUAUGCUAUCCGGGGGUCCACCUGCAUCUUUAGCGGGGUCUCCGAGGUCCUCUGCCCGACGGUACUCGGGCAGAGCCACCUGCGACUGUCCAAACUGCCAGGAGGCGGAGAGACUGGGACCGGCGGGCGCCAGCCUCCGGAGAAAAGGUCUCCACAGCUGUCACAUCCCCGGCUGUGGGAAGGUUUACGGGAAAACGUCACACCUCAAGGCGCAUUUGAGGUGGCACACCGGCGAGAGGCCGUUUGUGUGCAACUGGCUCUUUUGCGGGAAGAGGUUCACGCGCUCCGACGAGCUCCAGCGACAUUUACGCACACACACCGGGGAGAAAAGAUUCGCCUGUCCGGUGUGCAACAAGAGAUUUAUGCGUAGCGAUCACCUGAGUAAACAUGUAAAAACUCACAGCGCCGGGGGAUCCGCUGGCUCUGGCUCCGGGGGGAGCGGAGGGAAGAGGGGGAGUGAUACCGACAGCGAGCACAGCGCGCCGGGAAGCCCCCCGUGCCAUUCCCCCGACCUGUUGCACCCACCUGAGUCAACCCAGGGAGUUGGCAUGAACGGCCUCUAAAACUCCCCUCAGUGAAGUAAAACUGUAAAACAACAAAGUGCUGUGAUGGAAUUGUCCGAGAGGACAUGAAAGUGGACAUACUUUGGUGUAUGCGAAGUGCUUCAUCAUGAGUGUUGUCAUUUAAUGAGAAAAUAGGCCUAUACGUUUAUUUGACUUUUUCCAAGUGUUUAAGACUACUAAUUGCAUAAUUCCAUAGCUGUACCAUCAGAAACUUCUCAUUAUCUGCAGUGUGAAAGUGUAAUCAACUUAUUGUGGGCACACUGGGACAGGGCACAACAGCAGAACCUUUUUCUGCAGCCUCGUCCUGAAUUCCUCCUUGAUGUUGUAUUUCCCAGGGUAUGAGAGGAGAAGAUAUAAAAACACUGCUGUGAAAAUAGGCUUGCAAAGUUGUGCUACUGCUGUCACACAUAUUGUUCAAAACCAAACUGUGGCACUUUAUUAUCGAGCAGGAGAGAUUUUUCAUUUUUGUCCCCGUGGGUGGACUGCUCGGUACAGAACAAAUACCUGUAGUGUGUGGUAAGGUAGGCCUAUGGGAUGAGAUAGUUUCGUUAUAUCUGUCUGAUCCCAUCAACCGUUUGAUAAUGGAGGAGCAGUUGUAGGUUUAUAUCACAUAUUGCUAUUCACUCCACAGCCUACAGUGUGUGCGCCAAUAUUGUAAGUAGGCCAGUUGAGGUUACUUACAACUUCGCUGAAAAAUGUGUUGUACAUAAAGAGAAAUGUAGGUUAGAAUAAUUACAGACCAAUGUAAAGGUGAGUAAUGUAUUUGUCCAGGAGACGAUUUUGUAUAGGUAUUUCUAGUUGUAUAUGGACUCUAGUAAAUAUUUGAAAAUAU
This is a messenger RNA of Micropterus salmoides (largemouth bass), 2283 nucleotides long. It is a transcript of the gene sp8b, whose product is annotated as sp8 transcription factor b. Gene Ontology annotation, molecular function: DNA-binding transcription factor activity, RNA polymerase II-specific; RNA polymerase II cis-regulatory region sequence-specific DNA binding. The record is from RefSeq and is a predicted model, not a curated record. Lineage: Eukaryota; Metazoa; Chordata; Actinopteri; Centrarchiformes; Centrarchidae. Gene Ontology annotation, biological process: regulation of transcription by RNA polymerase II.